CAGCGCGCCGCCGGCCAUGGAGGACAGCAGCGGCCGGCGCGCGCCCCACGCCGACGCCGUCAACGCCACCGACGGCCCGGCCCUCAACGCCACCGGCGCCGGCGCCGACUACUACGACUUGUGCGGCAGCGUCGAGUUGGACGCGGUGCAGAGCGUCGCCGUGCUGCUCAACCUCUACUACAUCCCGGUGCUGUGCGUGGUGGGCUGCGCGGGCAACGUCGCCUCCGUGCUCGUCUUCUUCGGCACCAAGCUGUGCAAGCUCAGCUCGAGCUUCUACCUGGGCGCGCUCGCCGUCAGCGACUCGCUGUUCCUGCUGGCCGUGCUGGGCGCCUGGGCCCUCAGCGUGCUGGAGCUGGCGCCGAGCGCCGCCUACUGCAAGGCGACCGUCGCGGCGUCCAACCUGUGCAGCCUGCUGAGCGCCUGGCUGGUGGUCGCCUUCACGGUGGAGCGCUUCGUGGCGGUGCGCUACCCGCUGCGGCGGCCCGCCGUCUGCACCGUGGCGCGCGCCAAGUCGGUGCUGGCCGCUCUGACGGCGCUCGCGCUCGCCGCCACCGCGCCCAGCCUCUUCUUCGUGACGACGGUGCGCGGCCCCUGCCGCCAGAUGUGCGGCAUCGCCGACGACUGGCUCGCCGUGGCGCGCGUGCUCAACGAGGUGGACACGUUCGCUUCCAUGGUGCUGCCCUUCACGGCCAUCGCGGCGCUGAACGCGGCCAUCUGCGCCACCGUGUGGCGGCUGGCGCGCGUCCGCCUGUCCAUGACGCGCGGCCGCCGCCGCAGCAGCAGCCUCGCGCACCAGCCGCCGCCCCGGGCCUCCACCGCCGACAGCUCGCAGACCAAGGUCACCAAGAUGCUGCUCGUCGUCUCCUCCGUCUUCCUCGUCCUCAACCUGCCCUCCUACGUGCUCAGGAUCAUCGCCUUCAGCCAGUCGCCGGAACUCACUGACUCUACGGGGUGGCUGUUGGCGGCGCUGCAGCACGUGGCGAACCCUCUGUUCUACACCAACUUCGGCAUCAACUUCGCGCUGUACUGCGCCAGCGGGCAGAACUUCCGACGCGCGCUCGCCGCCAUGUGUUGUCCGAGGCUGCUCCGGCGCCGCCGUCCCGACUCGACGCAGGGCACAGUAUCGGAGUUCUACCUGCGGCCGUCAGGUUCCGGGGGUCGGCGGCGGACCGUCACCAUCAACGGCUUCCAGGCGGCCGGCUCGUGGCGCGACGCCCACGAGAUGCUGCCGCUGACCAAGUGAACUCCGGGCGGUCUGUCCCGUGCAGCCUUCGCCACUCCCCAUCCGCUUCCAGAAGUCAUCUCCGAUAUCUACCGCCUGUGCAUUGAUACUCAAUGUACAGCACUUCUGCUGGUGACAAUUUUACUCUUUUACAUGCGCUAUCUUCCACUUCCCCUACGCGAUACACAUCUUCCACACAUAUCGACGUACCAGCAACUACAUUCUACAAUAUCGACAAACUGAAAACCACCGCCGUCCACCUUAUCUCACAGACUCAAACGCUCGAGUUGAAAAGGUUCGCCGGCGUGUGUACAAAGAAAGAAAUGUCGCGCAGCUACCAGCAUCGGUCUAACCUUUCCUCGUGACGUCACUUAGCCACUCACGUGCCGGUGUUGCUGCAAAUUGAUCAAGUCGGUCCCAUGAGGUAGAACGGUCCGAUUCCAACGCUUCUGUGACAUGUCAUAUCGAGGUGGCUGACGAAAAUAGAGCCUAGAAUCCCCGCGAUAGCAGCCAGCAUUAUUAGGCAUCGGUGGCUGUGCCCAAUGCGGCGCUCUUCCCACGUCUCUUGCCGUUCAAACAGCUCUUCGCGAAACCUAUUACGCCGUCACAAACUAAAAGACUGGACACCUGUAGAACACAAGUUAGGAAGACGUAAGUUAAGAUCCAUAUUAAUUCCUUACAAGAGACAAAUUUUUCUGAGACAGCUUCUUGCAUUAUUUUACUGCCGAUAUGUCCGAAUAAAUUCGCUACGUACGAUGUAUUACAGCUACAAAACUUUUAAAUAGUUUUACUUUUUUAACCAUUGGUAAUUCACGCAACAGAAAAUUUUCCCUCUGAACACUGUAACUGAUGAAGCUCUUCAGGGGCGUUCAUGGAAACGUACGAUUCCUACUUCACAAUAGAGAAGCAAAUAAAAACUAUACUUACCGUGACGUACAAAAUGUGCACAGUAUAAAUAAGAGAGAAUCAACUCACUCAUGAUGCUAUACUUUGUACUCAGAGACGAAAUAUUAUCACUACCGAAUGAAUUUCACACCCCUAUAACAUCACGGACCUAGUAGUUAAUCCUAAAAGAUGAAUUUCUUUGUACUAUACCUGGAUACAGCCCGAGUGGUAGAAGGAACUACACCUCCUUUACCUUCAGGCUAAGGAAAAGUUUUGGAACACCAGUUAUAUACCGGCUCCACUUACGUUACAGAGCUUUCACUACAACAUACCCAUCGAUAGUGACCUUUCUUACACCCGGUCACUGCUAAAUAUGCAGAGAGAAUUAAUGGAAAAUAUGACCUACAUCAAUAUAGGAAGAAAUGUUUCAGAGAUAGGAGUAUCAAAUGCUUCUAAAACGUUUACACAGAUUAUAAACACGGGAUGUACGUCAACAUAAGUAAACUAUUCACGUCUAGUUGGUCCAGCUAAACACAGUAUUCAACGGACAUGAAAAAUACAGGGGAAAACAGAUCAUUUUUAAAACACACAUACUGUACUCUGCCCACUUUUAUAUUUACCUCAAAAUUUCUUGUUCAAAACAGACAGCUAUUUUAUAUCAGAAUACGCUUACAAUGAAUGCCAUUUUCGAACAUUUACUUUUUCAAAGACUACUGUGUUUCGUUUUAUGAAGGUAGCUUCAUAAAUCAAGCGACGCAGCCGUGCUUUUCCUUAUGAUGACAAAGCUGUUGGUGGACUAGGCUGCAAUGAAAAAAUAGGUAUUGUAAUGUUACUAAGUCAUGUACAAAGCAUUUCAUUCAAUAUUGUCUGUGUGUUUGAGUGAUAUUAUGUAAGUUUAUAAAAAAGUCAUGUAAUACCAUUCUUUUACAACCAAAGUAUUUUAAAAACCUUUGCUCCUCAACGUUCUAGUCAAUAAUGAAGCGUGAUAAUUAUUUAAACAGAUAUACUUGAUCUAUAUUAUCUUUUAUUUUUGUUCUUUUGAAGUGUGUAUAUUGUAUACAAAUUCUUGUUCACCUAAAUUUCAAUGUAUAUAAUUCUUCGUAAUAAAAUAAUUAACUUAAA
Molecule: messenger RNA, 3229 nt
Organism: Schistocerca gregaria
Lineage: Eukaryota; Metazoa; Arthropoda; Insecta; Orthoptera; Acrididae
Product: somatostatin receptor type 4-like
Exons: 3
Coding region: 17-1243 (408 amino acids)
Biological process (GO): G protein-coupled receptor signaling pathway
Cellular component (GO): plasma membrane
Molecular function (GO): G protein-coupled receptor activity
Source: RefSeq, a predicted model, not a curated record